Molecule: messenger RNA, 1182 nt
Organism: Endocarpon pusillum Z07020
Lineage: Eukaryota; Fungi; Ascomycota; Eurotiomycetes; Verrucariales; Verrucariaceae
Exons: 1
Coding region: 1-1182 (393 amino acids)
Cellular component (GO): peroxisome
Molecular function (GO): L-serine:pyruvate transaminase activity; L-alanine:glyoxylate transaminase activity
Source: RefSeq, a predicted model, not a curated record
AUGAGUACAGAAAAGGCCACGGGCCAACCGCCCCAUCCAGCUCUCCUCAUUCCUGGUCCUAUCGAGUUGGACGACGAUGUUGUGCAGUCAAUGUCUCAUUACGCCGAGUCGCAUGUCGGAGUCCCCUUCUGCAAUACCUUCGGCGAGACCCUAAGCAUGCUCCGGAAGCUCUUCCAAACCACAUCCCCACAAUCACAACCGUUUGUCAUAGCAGGCAGCGGUACUCUGGGCUGGGACAUGGUAGCUGCCAAUGUCGUCGAGCCCGGCGACGAAGUUCUAGUCCUGCACACAGGCUACUUCGCCGACUCCUUUGCCGAUUGCUUCGAAACCUAUGGUAUCAAAGCCACUCAACUCAAAGCCCCAGUUGGCGACCGCCCACAGCUCCCCGAGAUCGAAAAAGCCCUCACCUCAAAGAAAUACAAAGCCUUAACCGUCACCCACGUCGACACCUCCACCGGCGUGCUCUCACACCUGCAAUCUCUCUCCGAGCUUCUCGCCCGCGUCUCCCCCUCCACUCUCUUCAUCGUUGACGGCGUCUGCAGCGUCGGCUGCGAGGAGCUCCACUUCGACAACCUGCGCAUCGACGUCUGCCUCACCGCGUCGCAGAAAGCCAUCGGCUGCGCCCCAGGGCUGAGCAUAGUAAUGUGCUCUGGGCGCGCGAUGGAGAGUUUCCACAACCGCAAAUCCCGGCCGGGAUCGUACUACGGCAGCUUCAGGAAUUGGCUACCCAUCAUGCAGAACUACGAGACCAAGAAACCGAGCUAUUUCGCCACCCCUCCAACCCAGCUAGUACACGCACUCCACACGACGCUGACACAAGUCCUUAGCCGCCCCCUCAGCGAACGAUUCGAGCAGCACAAGAAGAUGAGCCAGAAAGUCAAGAAAGCGGUAGCAGAUCUAGGUCUGGACCAGGUAGCUUCGAAACCGGAAAAUCAAGCCAACGGCAUGACGGCCAUGUAUCUGCCCGAGGGGCUAACGCCGCCGGAAAUCCUACCGAGUCUGGCAAAGAAGGGCGUCGUGUUUGCGGGCGGACUGCACAGGGAGAUAGCGAGCAAGUAUAUCCGGUUCGGGCAUAUGGGGGUUAGUGUUAUGGAUGAGGGGAGGGGAGAUAUUGAGAGAGCGAUUGAGGCGUUGAGGGAGGGGUUGGCGGAGGUGCAGCGGGAAAGGGGGGACAAGAGCUGA